Molecule: messenger RNA, 1942 nt
Organism: Brassicogethes aeneus
Lineage: Eukaryota; Metazoa; Arthropoda; Insecta; Coleoptera; Nitidulidae
Source: the annotation of a GenBank genome assembly
UUAAUUCUAAUAUUUGGUUAUUUACUUUUUACAAAUAAGUAAUUCCCCCAAUCCGCGUACUUUUCGUGCAUCUGGCAACCGCGCAACAGGCUGCGUAUUUUCCUUGGGCACGUAAUGCGGGCACGGCGCAUGCGCUGGGAAUCCCGUACCGUCUGUUGGUCGGCUGCACGCGAACAGCUUUCUCGCCAGUUUACGAGUACCAUGAGUCUUCGAAAGAUCAUUGCGUAAAAAAACGAUUAUUUAACGAAUUCGCCCCUUUUAAUUUCAGUUUAGUUUUUUUUGUGCCACCCAUUAACGUCUAGUUGGAUUUUACGAUCGAAGUGUGCUGUUUAGGCAGUGUUUUGUUUAUUAGAAAGUUGACAUUUUGUGUGGUUACGAAAUUCAACAAAAAUGUCAUCGAAAUUUACAGAUAUCGGCAAAGAGGAGAACAAUGAGGCGACUACGGAUAGUGGGUUUAUAAGUGAUUACUUAACUUCGACAGAAAUCACGCAGGAAUUAGCUUCGCAUCCCGAAAUUCAGUCAAUUGUGGAGGAAGAAGAAGAGAAAGAAAAUAUGCAACUACCGCUGGACAGUGGCGUGUGCCUCAGUUUUUCCGAGCUAAGUCUGGAAAAAUCCGAUCUAAACAACCUCAGCAAACCUCAAAUCAAAACGACAAGCUGCACGACCACGAGCAACAAAGAAAACACGGAAAUUUGGAGGAAAUACUACGAGCAAGACAAGGAUGGUGACACUUUUUUUUCCAGGCACUUGCACGUCACCAUCGUCUGCGGGCGCAAAGAAUUGGUCGAAGCCCUGGUGAAAAUCGCCCCGCACCACAGACUUCUGGACACCCCUAACGACGACGCGCAAACUCCCCUUCACCUGGCCGUCGAGACGCACCAGCACCAGAUUGUCCGGCUACUUUUGGUCGCUGGCGCAAAAAAAUCCCCCAGAGACAUAAGAGGCAACACGCCUCUGCACGUCGCAUGCCAAAACGGCGACAUCGACUGCAUUAAAGCCCUGCUCGACCCCGUGCAAAAGAUCGAACGCGACUUGCUCAAUCUGAGCUACCAACCCCCGCAAAUCUACAACGACGUCGACCUGAACCAAUGGAACUAUGUUGGUCAAACUUGCGUGCACGUGGCGGCCUCAAACGGCCACGUGGACGUGCUACGUCACUUGUACUGGUACGGGGCGAAUAUCAACGCGCGCGAGGGAUGCUCCGGCUACACAGCCCUGCAUUUCGCCGUGGAAAAUAGGCACGAGGAGGCGGUCAAAUUUUUGCUCGACGAGUGUCCGAAGUUGGACGUAAACGUGACCACGUACGGCGGUAAAAGCGCCCUUCAAACGACCCCGUACAUAUCCCAAGCCAUGACCAGCAUGCUGACGGUCAAUGGAGUCAGUCCCUACAAUAGCGAGGAUGAAUACGACGACGAAUCCGACGACGACGAGAUGCUGUACAACCCAGUUUUGCCAGUGCGAAAUAUGGUGGGUGCAACCGCCUAGUUAAAUCAAUUAGAAAAUCAAAAAACCAAUAGGAGAAGAAUAAAGAAGCAGCGCCGCUUUGAAAAGCAAAGGAUAAAAAAGAAAGUUGCCAAAAAUUAGAUAAUAACUGUGAUCAAAAUAAAAUAGCUUAUCAUCAUUAAUGGCAUUAUUUAUGAAAUAUCAUACGAAAUAGUUGCGUUCAAAAAGCAACAAAUCAUUUUAUUGUUCAAUGAUUUCGCUACUUAUGGUGGUGGUUUGCGUAUUUUACAAGCAAUGUAAAUAAUUUUAAUCGGUAAUUUAAAAGUUGGUUAAAAUACGAAGAAAACGGCCGCUAUAAGUACUUGGAAUGACGAAAAGUAUCCGUGAGUUUUUUCACGUUAUAAAUAAUUAUUAUUUACAUACAUUGUUUAAAAACUUGUCAACACUGUGCUUUAUGCAGGGUUUAGAAAUAUGAUAUUUAUCAAAAUAUUUAUUAACA